GGAGAACUGAAAGGGGCCGCGGUGAGGAGCAGCCGCCGAUAGCGCCGUCGCCGCCAACACAGCCGUUCGCAGCCUCCCGCUGGUGGUUAGCCCCGCGGCUGCGGGCGGGCGGGCAGGCAGGCAGGCGGGCGACCUCGGCGGCUUGUCCCUCAUCGCCGUCCCCGCGUCCUCCCGCCGCAGCUCCUCGGGGAGGGGGGCGGUCGGUGCCUGCGCAGAGCCGCCUCCUCCCCGCCCCCGCCCCGCCUCCCCCCGCGCCGCCGCCGCCCGCCGCCGCCGCCGCCGCCGCCGCCGCGCCUGCUGCUCCUCGCCGUCCCCGCUGCAGUGCGAAGGGCUCGAAGAUGGCCGGUUGGCAGAGCUACGUGGAUAACCUGAUGUGCGAUGGCUGCUGCCAGGAGGCCGCCAUUGUCGGCUAUUGCGACGCCAAAUACGUCUGGGCAGCCACGGCCGGGGGCGUCUUCCAGAGCAUUACGCCAGUAGAAAUAGAUAUGAUUGUAGGAAAAGACCGGGAAGGUUUCUUUACCAACGGUUUGACUCUUGGCGCAAAGAAGUGCUCCGUGAUCAGAGAUAGCCUAUAUGUCGAUGGUGACUGCACAAUGGACAUCCGGACAAAGAGUCAAGGUGGGGAGCCAACAUACAACGUUGCUGUCGGCAGAGCUGGUAGAGGUAUUUCUGAAGGCAAAAUACCAAGAUAAAUUCGUCUCUGGGGCCACUAGGAAAUCAGGAUGUUACAACACCCUUCCGGAGCCAACUUCAACAAAUUCAAAUUUAUAUGUCCUUAAAUACUUGUGUUCUAACACAGUGACAGUGUGUUGUCAUCUAACAAAUGACAGUGGAGUCACUUGUUUCCUUAUUGUGCAUGCACUAUCAUUUCAUCAUCAGAAUACAUAAGAAAGAUCUGACCUUUAAUUAAACUUCUAGAAUGUUGCUAUUUUUUAGCAUCUGAGAAGGGUUUGUAGUAGUAGUAAUUAUUUUUCCCCCCUCAUAUAAAAGAAAUAAAAAAACUUGAGCAGCCUCAGGUACCCUUGGGGUAUAAAGUGUAAGAAGCACUGGGCCUACAUUAUUUUUGCAUGUAGCAGAAUUACCUCUAGAUACUUCUGCCUGUUGACUAUAUUGGGCUAGUAUUUAAUUACAACUCUCAAUGCAGCAAAAGUGACUGUAAAAAAAAAAUCAUACAUAAAAUUUUCUUCUAAAUGCAUGUAACUGAUAAGAAAACACUAAGAUCCCAAUAGAAAUGUGAGCAAAGGACAAGACCAGUUACAAAAGCAGAAAUAUAAAUAGGUAAUUUACCUUGUUAAGGUAGAAUAUGAUAAAAUUAGUAUUCUCAUUAUUUCAGUAGACCUGAAACUUUAGGAAAUUUUAUCUCAAAUACAUUCUUUCUCUUUGACAUAGUAAAUUGAGGAGAAGGGUAAAUGCAGGUGGGGGUAGAGAGAGGACAAGAAAAGAGGAAUGGGAAGAAUUAAAGCCCGGAGGCAAUUUAUUUUGAAAUGGUAGUGACUAAAGAGUAGUAUUUACAAGUAUAGUGUUUGAAGUCAAGAAUUUGUAUUGCAGCCCUGACACUUAUGUUCACCCAGUUAUGCACUCUCAGGUAAUCUACUUAAUCUUUCUGAGUCUCAUUUUCUUUAUCUAUAAAUGGUCACGAUAGUACUUAAUUGUGCUGCUCUGAGAACUAAAUGAGAUCAUGCAUGCAAAGUACAUGGUUUGCCUUUUUUUUUUUUCUUAUAUAAUAGGUGUGAUACAUGCUCACAAGAUCUAAAAUGGAAAAUUACCAGAUUUUUAUUUGGUAUAAUGCCCAUCCCAAUCCAGUUUAAUCCCAGUUAACUCAUUUGGUAUAUAUUACACUGACUUCUUCAGUUAGAAUUUAGUGGACUGAAGGCAUGGUUCUCUGUAGUAAUCACAGCUACAGGCAAGUGAUAAAGGUCAACAGUACUAAGAUACAAACCAACCCUCUCAAUCCCCUUCAGUCCACCUCAGAGCUAAAUGCAGACCUUGGGAUCUCUAUUUCUGAACAUGAAAUAAUAAGAUACUUCACCACCUUUAGGUAACUCAGGAAUGUACUGAUUUCUCAGAAACCAUAGUCACAACAGUAACUCCUACCCAACUUGGAACAUCAUUAUAUUACUGCUUUGUGGCCAUAUGUAAAGUGUUUCUUUCGAGAAACUGAGAAACAGUCCCUUUUCUGAUUUUCUUCUUGAGAGUAAAAUCAGACCAGUUUUCCCUUGAAUUGUUGAACACAACAAAUAUCAACUAGCAUUGGCUACAGAUUCUUAGCCUUAUGGAGAGAUGAACUGUGUCUUUUACUCACCAUCAUAUCCCUAGUGUUUGGUAUAGUGGCUGGUAGAGAGUGGGCUCC
Molecule: messenger RNA, 2350 nt
Organism: Mirounga angustirostris (Northern elephant seal)
Lineage: Eukaryota; Metazoa; Chordata; Mammalia; Carnivora; Phocidae
Gene: PFN2
Product: profilin 2
Exons: 4
Coding region: 339-692 (117 amino acids)
Biological process (GO): positive regulation of actin filament bundle assembly; actin cytoskeleton organization; regulation of actin filament polymerization
Cellular component (GO): cytoplasm
Molecular function (GO): actin binding
Source: RefSeq, a predicted model, not a curated record